AGGUUAUGUCUAACGUCAAACUUGUCAUAUAAUUUUAUUUAUAUUAGAAUUUUAGGGAAUCAAAAUGUCCGCAUUCAAUGCGCCAGAUCUUUCGCAGGCCCAUCGAGAGGUGCUCGAGGCCCGGGCCAAAAGGGCCGCCGUUCUGCGCGAGCAAUUCCUAAAAGAGAAAUUCAAUCCCUUCAAACAUGCCACAGGAGAAGGAGGCACAGUGUUCGAUCCAGCCUUGCAAAGGUUCCAAGCGUUGCACGUAUCGAAUUUCGAUCACUUCAAACCCACGACGAGGACCAUCAAAGGAGUGUUCGGCCUUUUCAUCAUACCGUUCGGCCUCACUUGGUACCUAGUUUACACCUCGAAAAAUAACAAGGAGGCCAUGUACAGAAGGGGAGAAGUCGCAUACAAAGAUAGGAAAUUUAAAAUGGCUUGAAUUGAAUCCGGACAGUUGUAAAUUCGUUGUAGAACAGUGAGAUAUAUUGAAAUAUACAUUUAUUAUACAUAGUGUAA
Phyllotreta striolata is the source of this 501-nucleotide messenger RNA. The record is from the annotation of a GenBank genome assembly. Lineage: Eukaryota; Metazoa; Arthropoda; Insecta; Coleoptera; Chrysomelidae.